Camelina sativa (false flax) is the source of this 1471-nucleotide messenger RNA. NCBI's taxonomy places the organism in Eukaryota, Viridiplantae, Streptophyta, Magnoliopsida, Brassicales, Brassicaceae. The record is from RefSeq and is a predicted model, not a curated record.
ACCGAGCGGCUCGUCCAUCUCUUCACGAAAGCCUUGUCCGUACGGAUCAACCGUCUACAACAAGAACAAGAUCCUACGGCUGAAACGGUUGCCACGUGUAAAGCGAACGAAAUGACGAUGGGUAACAACAACUCCACGGUGUUCACGAGCAGUGUGUGCAAAGAACAGUUCUUGUUUCGGACCAAGAACAACAAUUCUGAUUUCGAGUCUUGUUACUAUCUUUGGCUCAACCAACUAACGCCGUUUAUCCGGUUCGGUCAUUUAACGGCGAACCAAGCGAUCCUCGACGCGACGGAGACAAACGAUAACGGAGCUCUACACAUACUUGAUUUAGAUAUAUCACAAGGACUUCAAUGGCCUCCAUUGAUGCAAGCCCUAGCAGAGAGGUCAUCAAACCCUAACAGUCCACCUCCAUCUCUCCGCAUAACCGGAUGCGGUCGAGACUUAACCGGAUUAAACCGAACCGGAGACAGGUUAACCCGGUUUGCUAACUCUCUAGGUCUCCAAUUCCAGUUUCACACGCUAGUGAUCGUAGAAGAAGAUAUCGCUGGGCUCUUGCUACAGAUCCGAUUGUUAGCUCUCUCCUUCGUACAAGGAGAGACCAUUGCCGUCAAUUGUGUUCACUUCCUCCACAAGUUCUUUAACGACGAUGGAGACAUGAUCGGUCACUUUUUAUCAGUGAUCAAGAGCUUAAACCCUAGAAUCGUGACAAUGGCUGAGAGAGAAGCGAAUCAUGGAGAUCACUCGUUCUUGAAUAGAUUCUCCGAGGCCGUGGAUCAUUACGUGGCGAUCUUUGAUUCGUUGGAAGCGACUUUGCCGCCAAAUAGCCGAGAGAGACUAACCCUAGAGCAACGGUGGUUCGGUAAGGAGAUUUUUGAUGUUGUGGCGGCGGAAGCGAGGGAGAGAAAGCAAAGACAUCGGAGGUUUGAGAUUUGGGAAGAGAUGAUGAAGAGAUUUGGUUUCGUUAACGUUCCUAUUGGAAGCUUUGCUUUGUCUCAAGCUAAGCUUCUUCUUAGGCUCCAUUAUCCUUCAGAAGGUUAUAAUCUUCAGUUCCUUAACAAUUCUUUGUUUCUUGGGUGGCAAAGUCGUCUCCUCUUCUCCGUUUCAUCUUGGAAAUGAUCCAAAGAAGAGGGAAAAAAACCUAAAAUUUAAAUAUAAUAUAUAGAGAAAAAGGAUCGAUAUUUUUUGGUGUUAGGGCAAAAAAUUUAUGAUUUAGCAGAUGACGGAGGAGGACGAUGGCUCCGGCGAAGAUUGUCGACCACGGCGGAGGAUUCUUGGGAUGUGUGUCUUUUUGUUUCUUGGGAAGCUCAAACAAAGAGACAACCUAAUCUUUUGUGUUUAACCUACUAAUAUCUAUAUUAUUUUUUUCCCAAACUCAAAUCUUAGGUGUAUCGUUUUGACAUAUAUAAUCCCAUUUUGUCUCUUUUAUUAUAUUUAUUUUUAUUUGAUUCAAGUAGUCGAUCCACUACUA